Pantherophis guttatus is the source of this 5046-nucleotide messenger RNA. RefSeq names its product secretion associated Ras related GTPase 1B (gene SAR1B). The record is from RefSeq and is a predicted model, not a curated record. Lineage: Eukaryota; Metazoa; Chordata; Lepidosauria; Squamata; Colubridae. Gene Ontology annotation, molecular function: GTPase activity; GTP binding. Gene Ontology annotation, biological process: intracellular protein transport.
AAGCGUGAGCCGGGUGACCGGUUCGCCCACACGGCCCGGAAGGAAGGAAGGAGCCGUGGAGGGGCGGAGCGGAGGAGAAGCAGAACAGAGGAGAGGGGAGGCCUCCAGGCUGCUGUGUUGGUAGCUGUGGAUGAAGGGUGCGAAUCUCAGGCUCUGCAUACAGGAUCCAAUAAGAUUUUGAAAUGUCCUUUAUAUUUGACUGGAUUUACAGUGGCUUCAGUAGUGUACUGCAAUUUUUAGGAUUAUACAAGAAAACAGGUAAACUAGUAUUCCUUGGAUUGGAUAAUGCUGGAAAAACUACUCUCUUGCACAUGCUUAAAGAUGACAGACUGGGACAACAUGUCCCCACGUUACAUCCCACUUCUGAAGAGCUGACAAUUGCUGGUAUGACGUUUACAACUUUUGAUCUAGGAGGACAUGCUCAAGCUCGCAGGGUUUGGAAAAACUAUCUGCCUGCCAUCAACGGCAUUGUCUUUCUAGUGGACUGUGCGGAUCAUGAAAGAUUGGCUGAAGCUAAGCAAGAACUUGAUGCAUUAAUGACAGAUGAAACUAUUGCUAACGUGCCUAUCCUAAUUCUUGGCAACAAGAUUGACAGACCAGAAGCCAUCAGUGAAGAGAGGUUACGAGAAAUGUUUGGUUUGUACGGCCAGACAACAGGAAAGGGGAAUGUCUCAGUGAAGGAAUUGAACACUCGGCCCUUAGAAGUUUUCAUGUGCAGUGUGUUGAAGAGACAAGGUUAUGGGGAAGGAUUUCGCUGGAUGGCACAAUACAUUGAUUAAUGCCAAAUUCACAUUACUACACACUAUCCAAACCUGUUCAUGUUCUGAUCAAUUAGUGUACAUAACUUGAACUUAAUAGAUUUUGGUUACAAAAGCGUAUUUUUUUUAUUGUAUCAAUUGUGUUAAAUUUUAAGCGUAAAGACUGAAAACAGAUUUUAAGCAAGUUUGUCAAUUUGGAUCUUGUAACAUUAGUCUCUAGGCCUAUCAAGCCACCUUCUUUUUGGAUUAACUUAUAUGUUGUCUGCAGUUCUCACCCAUUUUUGUUUUUAGCUUUCCCACACAGUAUGUUUUUGAAUGCACUUUUUAACAGCUCAACCCUACAUGGUCCUAUUUAAUGCUCAUCAUGUUAAAUUUUUAAGUAUUUUUUUCAGAACCAAUUUUAUAAAUGUAAAGUGAAUAACGACUCCUCAACGGAUAGUAAUGAAUAAGCUUUAUGAAUAAUUGCAUGAUGCCUUACAGUUUUCAAUAAUAUACUUUCUUAUGCAACGUCAUGCAAUAAAACUAAAUCCCAUUUCGUGACAUCUUUAAUGGGGACAUGUUUCAUUUUAAUGUGUUUUAACCUAGUAAAUAUGUUUUAAAAUGUGAAUCUGUGGGGUAGUUUUCUAAAAUGCAGUAUAAUUUCCAUGUACUGUAGACUUUUUAUAUUAUUUAUUUGAUUACCUUUAUGAUGGGAAUGAAUCACACUAACGUUAUCCAUGCUUGUGGAUGUAAAUGUUCGGUCAUUGUUUUUUACAUUGUACAGAAAGGAGCACUACUGUAUGGUCUCGUUGUGUAGUGCAUCAUGUAGUGCUAGUGGGUGCCUGAGUGCAGCUUUUAAGAAAACCAUUGGGUUGGUACUGCAAAUACACAAUUAGAAGCCCGGCUCCUGUGUGAAUUAUGUUACUGGAUUGAGUACGGUGUAAUUUACCCACUGCUCUAAGCAUUUGUCUUUCCUGUCAAAGCAUUCAUACAACCUGUCAAAGGUUACAAAAGGUGACUGCCAUUCAAAUGAUAUAGAGAACAGGUCAGUACUUUGUUGCCAUCCUUGGCUACAGAGAUGAAAUUUUAUUUUUUAAUUUUCUCUUAACUACAUAUCUGUUAAUAAAGUGAGAGUGGUCGUUCAGAGAAGGAGCUGUGUAUCAGCUUCAUGUUUUUUUUUUUUAUUUAGCAUUGCCACAAAGUUCCACAUUUUGAUUUUAAAAAAAACACACACACCAAGAAUGGACUUAGGAAAUGAAAAAAUAGCCUUACAGCUAUCAAUCGUUCUAAGAAUCUUAGUGUCCUUGCAUGUAAUUUCUUUAAAUUGAGAAGCCAAGUGUUCAGAUGGCAUAGGGAGCCCUCUAUGGAUGCUGUUUGAAACUGCUUUCCUUUCCUUCUGCCUUCAGUCCAGAUGCUGAUUAAGAUUCAUAUGCUAGAUUUAAAAGUGAAUGACGAGAAGGCCUCAUGUACAUUUGAGUUGUUAGACUGCCUUGUGUAAAUCCCUGGAGGUAGGGUUUUUGAAGAACUAUAAUUAUUUUUAUUAUAUAUACUUAUUAUCAGGAAAUAAGCUUUUCACUGAUGUGUACCCGUGUGCAUUUUCAGAAAAACUGGAAAUGAGAGCGUAAAGGACAAAGUUGAUACGGUCACUGGUAUCUUGCUGAGUUAUAGUACAAUACAGGUAGUCUUCAAUUUAUGACCAUUCACUUAAUAGACAUUCAAAGGUACAGUGGCACUGAAAAAAGUAACUUACAACCAGAUCUCGCAGUUACAACCCUUGUAGAGUUCCCAUACUCACAUGAUCAAAAUUCAGGCGUUUCUUAACCAGCAUGUAUUUACAAUUGUUGCCAUAUCCUGGAGGUCACAUGAUUAUUAUUUAGGAGGCUUCUGACUAACAAAGUCAAUGGGGGAAGCCAGAUUUGCUUAAAUACUAUGGUGAGUCACUUAAUGAACAUGACAAAAUAUUUUUAUAUUUUGGGAAGAUACUAAGCCCCUCCCCCCCCACACCAGAUUAAACAUUAUAGUUCUGAUAAAGGAGAUCUUGACCAUUAAACCAGUUUGUUUAUACUGCCUGUAGCUCUCAUUCUGCAUGCUAUUGAUCUUCUCUUCUAUAGCUUUGAUCAAAGCAAGCAUUUUAGUUUUUCUCCCCUUUCACUCAAAAUGCUUUUAGAACCUGAAGACAUAUUUUUCAAGACAUUUCAUAAAAGUAGAGAGAACUAGCAUAUUGAUUUUAGUUCUGCAAAGGAAUUCGAAAAAUGGUUUGCUCCUGCUGGUAUCUGGAAAAAUUAUCUUCCUUGAUUCUUCAUUUUAAAUGUGACACUUCCAGACCUAUAAAAGAAGGGCAGAAUAGAAUAGAAUAGAAUAGAAUAGAAUAGAAUAGAAUAGAAUAGAUAGAAUAGAAUAGAAUAGAAUAGAAUAGAAUAGAGCAGAGCAGAGCAGAGCAAGAGCAGAGCAGAGCAGAGCAGAGCAGAGCAGAGCAGAGCAGAGCAGUUCUUCCAGUAUUGAGCAGUUCUUCCAGUAUUCCAGUUCUUCCAGUUCUUCCAGCAGUUCUUCCAGUAUUGAUCUUGUGUAGCCAUCUCAAUCUUUUUGUUACCCUGUUGGUGUUAAUGUAGGACUUGAGUUCAUACAGUUUAUUUUAAUGUGUGCUUGUGUUUUCAUGUGUUCCUGUAAGGAAGCCUUUUCCUAGAGCAAAAUAAUGUGUGGAUAAAGGCUUUUGGAUACAACAUAAAAUACAUUUAUAGAAUGGUUAGUCAACACUAUUAAUUGGAUCUCUCCUCUGCCGUAGUGAAUCUGGCAAGUUUUCCAAUUCUACAUUUUUUCAUUCAUCCUUGUCAGAUUUUAUUUUUAUUUUAAUAUUUAUAAUGGUUAUCUCUUAAAUAAAAAAGGUGCAAAACAGUGAAAAUCACUUUGCCGCUGGAUCAGAUAUUAUAGCAAUUUGUCUUCCAAAUACAAAAUUGUAAAUAACAACUGUUUAUUUCUCACUUUUUGCUCUGGAACGCAAUCACUGCUGUUGCCUUUGGAAGACUUUCAAAGUUAAGUGGAUACUUGCUGUAUAAUGUGGCAAGCCAAUACAGCAACUCAAGAUGGCCAACCACUAACCAAACUGACAUGGAGUGGAAGGUUUGCUAUCUUGCAGUGGUAAAAGAAACUAGAGGUAGUAAUUGACUUAUGACCAUAACUGGGAACAGAAUUUCUGUUACUAAACGAGACAAUUGUUAAGUAGGUCACACCCAAUUUUGCUACCAUUUUUGCCAUGGCUAUUAAGCAAUACACUGCAGUUAUUAAGUAAAUCAUGGGGUCGUUAAAUAAUCCAACUUCCUGACUGACCGCUUAUAUGACUGGUCACAAAUGACAAUCAACCCCAGGUUGCUGCAAGUUUCAUAAAUACAAGCUGGUUGCCAAGCACCCACAUUUUGAUUAUGUGACUGGGGAUGCUGCAAUAAGUGUGAGGACUGGUUGUAAUUUACUUUUUUCAGUGCCGUUGUAACUUUGAUUGUUAAAUGAAUGAUUGUAAAUUGAGAACUACCUGUACUUCACCAAACACAUUACUGAUGUGACAGGAAUGCCCUACUGGUCUUCUUAACAUAAAUAAUGGGGAAGAGGCACUAUAUGUUAAGAAUUCUAAAUGAAAAUGCUGAUACUUUCAGGAAAACAGUUUAGUAUGUGAAAAACGUGCUUAUUGUUUGUUUCUCAUCCCAUUUUUCAGAGCUGCUUAAGACAAGAGAAACUUUUUUAUAGAGAGAGAUUCUUCUCCUUAAAGGAAACUGCAUGAAUUCCACACACAGUGAAGUCAUAUGCAAUCAGGACAAGCAUCAUUGUUCUGGUUUAUGAAAUAAACGCAUUCUUCAUCAUCAGAAUUCAUACAGUUUCUUGCAUUAGGCUUUGUGUAGAAGUAAUUUAAGUUGCAGUUUAAACAUCUUAUUAUGUUUCAGGCAUGUGCAUAAUGGCAAUCUUUUUCUAUUUUAAUCCCCUCUGCUAGAGUAGUGUAUCAGUAUUUACCAAAAAGGAAAUAGAUACAAAUAUACAAAAUGACUUUUUCUAUGACUUAAAUGGGAAUUGCUUCUGUGAUAUGAAGAAAUCCUCCCCUCCCCUUCCCACUUCUUUCAACAUGGAACAAUUUCAGUCAAUUUAAAAGUUAUGUAUUUAAUUUCAGGAAAUAGUUCCCAAAAUUGUUCAGUCGUUAAUUCUGUGUGUGCGUGUGUGCAGCAAUGUUUCCCCCACUGAGGGGGUGGCUUGUUAAAUAGCUUUCAUUUAAAGGACAGCAACCGUGUGCCGAAAAAAUAAAAUUAACUAAUAAAAUGCUCAUAUGAAA